CUCUCUCAUAUUUUUAAGUCGAGUCCUCCUCCACCAGACUGAGCGCCUCUUCGUCGUCUCAGUCCUGGGAACAUCAUCAGAAUGCAUCAACUGCUAUUGCUGAUUCUUGCCUUCGCGCAGCUUACAGCGGUUCCCAUCUGCCAUGCUGCAGUCAUCAAGACUCAAGGGGAUGUCAACAUGACGAUCGAGGCACCUCCAGGAUCGAGAUAUAUUCCUAACGAAAAUCUUCUUUGUACGCCGUCCACGUGGAAGUCGGUACUGUUGUUCUUUUCCGCCAAUUAUUUUACCCAUAUCGCCACGGUCAGAUCUAUCCCUGGAGAGUCAAUGAUUAAGACCGCUGGUGCACUGCUGAUGGCCCUGAUCUUUCCGACUUCUGGCAUGAUAAGAGGCCUCACUGCGAUCAUCAAAUGCCCCAUACGCUGUAAAACGCCGCUCGAAAAAGCGUGCAAGGCCGGGGCGCUGUGUGUCGUCGUGCGUAACAGUAAAUGGAGGCCACAGGAUGGAGACAUUGUAAAAGAUUUACAACUUGCGACUGAAAAACCACCAUUUGGGCACCAUGACGGGUCAGAGCAGACAUCGCAAGUUGAGUUGAGUGAAUACACAGACCUCAUCCAGCACUUCUUUACAACAUCCUCACCGAAGCCUGAAAAUGCGCCGGUAGAGGCAAAUCCAGAUGCCACACAAGUGGGAUUCAGAGCCCUGCAGGUCAACUCGACCAUGAACCCUGCGUCCAAUCCGGCUGAAGCUGUGAGAGCCACAACGCCAACAUCCACCAUAGCUGAAGCGAGUCACACGAGAAGCGAGAUUCUCAACUUCCGAGUUGUCGGCGACGAGGAAUACCUUAAUGAAGAGAACUCGUUCAUGCCGGUUACGCACUGGUAUGAUCUUACAAGCCGCAUCGUUCAUGGCAAUUGUAACUUGCCGCCUGGUUAUUCAUUGGCAAUACUACCCGGAGACGCUUCAACGUGCCAGCGUGUGAGUGCCAGCCUUGGGAGCUCGCAAGGAGAUAUCCAUCACGCUGAUGCGGUUGCCAUGUCAUACAGCUAUGCGAAGAGCGUCUUCGCAGUGUUUCAAACUGUUUAUGCCGGGUUCACCUUGUACGAGAGCCGAGGCGAGCAAAUCACCAGGUUUGGGUACGCGGCUUUUGGCCUCACCGUGACGCCUUAUCUCGUAAUGUCCAUCAUCAAUCUUCUCGGCAAUAUCUUGACACCGCACUUUGAUGCAGUGUAUCUGAUGAGAGAUGACGUGAUGGACGAGGCCGAACGACGAACAGGAAUCAAAUUCGACCGAGUGGUUGGCCGGAUGAGAGGUAUACAAAAUCCUAAAUCAGUGAACGUGGUAUUUCGCAACGGUCAAUCUGAUGGAACAAGCAGCGACAACGAUCUCAUGAUCAUUCACAAGCUUCAGGCCGAGGAGCACCUCUGCUCGUCCGAGGAGAACUAUGACGAGAAAGUCGCUCGAAUCGACGACAGCGUUGCUCCAUUGAAGAUCCGAUCCCAGGCACAUCGUCCAACGCCGACUGUGCGAACAAAUCCACAAGCCUCGCCCGAAGACAGACUUCUCAACUCUUCCUUGGGAACUGCAGAUCUGGAACACGAGAGAGGAGUUAUAGUGCCUGUUAGUAACUCUAUCGGAAUGGGUGGAGUUGUACGGGAAUGGAAUCUAAUAUUCUGUGGGGCCAUCGUGGUCUCUGCCAUUCCCAUUGCGGUCAUGGGCAUCAUGACGCAUUUCCAUGAAGGCGAGAGCACUCAUGCCCAACGAGUCUGGAUCAUGACGUGGCUGGUAUUUGGGAUCGUGUUUGGAGACGAGCGCUUUCUUGUGGGGGCGGUUGUUCAGGACCCGACUGCGAGGUGGAUAUACGCGCCUCCGGCCAUCGGUGGGUUUGUGGUUGUCGCUCAGAUGUUGGUUGCCUACGGUUCAUGCCGGCAGCUCUUCUAAUUGAAGGGUGUUGGCUGGGGCUUUUAUGAACCCGCGAGGAUGCGGUGCGAUGUAGCCAGAGGUUGGUGAGGUCAAGGACUUAAGCAUGACUUUUAUGAAUGCCCAGGGGUGCCAGGAUGCGGCAUCAGGGCUCUGCAGUGGGUUGGCACAGCCCACGGUGUUAUUCAAGGACGGAGAAAAUCCCACGGACAACUACAGAGGGUUGGAAUUUCCCAGGACGUUGAGGUCGUGAGAUUGUCAACUCGACAGUUGGGCAUUCAGCUAGGGCAUCUCCCGGUAUCGGAAUAUCCUUGUUCCGACCAAUAUUCGAAUCCCAUUCCUCAACACUGUCAGUUUCCUCUUAAACAAUGAAU
Cladophialophora immunda is the source of this 2291-nucleotide messenger RNA. RefSeq lists its product as uncharacterized. Bases 82 to 1938 code for a protein of 618 amino acids. The record is from RefSeq and is a predicted model, not a curated record. Lineage: Eukaryota; Fungi; Ascomycota; Eurotiomycetes; Chaetothyriales; Herpotrichiellaceae. The transcript has a single exon.